UUUGUCUGCGUUGGUGGGAGCCCCAACACAAUGAAAGAGUUUGCAGUGUUUAUACACAAGGAGCUGGGAUUGGAGGACAGUAGAGAGGACAUGAAGGAUGUCUGAGCUGGGACAGACAGAUACUGCAUGCACAAAACUGAUCUUGUGUCCUCCAUUGGUCUAAGUACUCAAUGGUUGCCCUUCAGGAAUGAAAUAGCCACUGAUUCAAAACUCAGUUUCAGCUCCUACAAAUUCCAGCACAGAGGAUCUUUCUGGAGAGUUAUUAGAACAUAUUGUAACUCCCAGGAGUUACUAAAUCCUCUAAACUAUAUUGACCCCUAUUCUGGUGAUACUGAUUUUAUUGUAGCAAAUGCUGAGGAAAAUAGGGGUUAUAGUCAUAAACAUGGCAUUGGCAUUCCCUCUAUUUCUAUUAUGCUUAUGCUUCAUGAACUCAUCAAAUUACUGCACCAUGCCUGGUGCUGUAAUGUUACCAUUACCAGAAUUGGUACAUCAGGGAGAAUAGGUAUGGCCCCGGGGUCUGUUGUAAUAGCAGAUGCGGCCACAGACUCCUUCCUUGAUCCCUGGUUCGAAUAGGUAAUCUUGGACAACAUCACCACCUGAAGUGCUAAACUUGACAAGGAACUGGCCCAAGAGCUCCUCAGCUACAGCAAGGGAAUCCUCUUCCCAGUCCUCAUCAGACAUGUGAUGUGUACCUAGGAUUUUUAUGAAGGUGACAAGAAGCCAGGUCAGCUAGACGGAGCAUUGGGGCCCUUUUCCAGAGAAGAAAAGCUGCAUUUCUUGAAGAGAGCAUAUAAAGCCAGAGGGCAAAAUACUGAAAUGGAAUCGGCAGUGUUUGUGGCUGCAUGUAGAUUUUGUGGUCUGAAAGGAGAAGAAAAAGGAAUCCACCAAUAUAUUACUUGGGGUUGA
This is a messenger RNA of Leptonychotes weddellii (Weddell seal), 906 nucleotides long. The record is from RefSeq and is a predicted model, not a curated record. NCBI's taxonomy places the organism in Eukaryota, Metazoa, Chordata, Mammalia, Carnivora, Phocidae.